CCUAGAUUAUGUUCCAACUGCAUGCUUCCUAAGCUCAAGUGUGUAGCAUUAGCACAAACUAAUUAAACACUACAUGGAUGGUAACACUGGCGGUAGGGCCGGCGGAGGUGCCAUGUCGUCGCCCUACCGGGGAGUUAGGAAGCGGAGGUGGGGCAAAUGGGUGUCGGAGAUCCGCGAGCCUGGAAAGAAAACCAGAAUUUGGUUAGGGAGUUUCACCACGGCUGAAAUGGCAGCAGUGGCUUACGAUGCAGCUGCAUUACACUUGAGGGGACCUUUGGCUCGACUGAAUUUUCCGAGUCGGGCACAAGCCCUCCCGAGGCCAGCCAGCUCAAGCCCCGAGGAUAUCCGCUUGGCAGGUCAAGAAGCUGCUUCUCAACUUGAGCAGUCCAUGAGAGAUACACAAGGGGCAUCGGGUUCUGGUAUGAGUAAUGUUCCUCCCGUCACAAUUGGACUAUCGCAGAGCCAAAUUCAAGCCAUAAAUGACAUUCCACUUGGUUCACCAAAGGUUUGGGACGGUAUGACAAAUGAGUCUAUGUUUUUUAGUAAUGACUAUGAGAUGAUGAGUGACAAUGAAGACCAAGUAGAUGAUUCUCUUUGGGAUCCCUAGCUAGAGCAAGAGCUAUUAUUGAAUGCACAUCAAAUUUAGUGAUGGCCAAAAAGGGAAUUUAUUUUUGGUCACCACCACUAACACAUAAUAAUAUCAUGACCUACUGAUAGCUACCCACCAUCAGUAGGCCAAGGCCAGUUACAAAUUUAAAUUGAUUAUUAUAUUAUAAGGUGUGUAUGUAUGUGAGUGUCAUAUUUGUCUUAUUAUUAUUUAUUUUUCCUCAUUCUAUUAAGGCAAUUAUAGAGCACCAUUUGAUUAGCUCUAUGUAGUAUUUUGUGUGUGUGUGUUUUUUUUUCGUGGGUUAUUUAAACAUUUAAGUUUAAAUAAUAUUUA
Ipomoea nil (Japanese morning glory) is the source of this 940-nucleotide messenger RNA. RefSeq names its product ethylene-responsive transcription factor ERF021-like. The coding region runs from base 74 to 607 and encodes 177 amino acids. The transcript has a single exon. Gene Ontology annotation, molecular function: DNA-binding transcription factor activity; DNA binding. The record is from RefSeq and is a predicted model, not a curated record. Gene Ontology annotation, biological process: regulation of DNA-templated transcription. Lineage: Eukaryota; Viridiplantae; Streptophyta; Magnoliopsida; Solanales; Convolvulaceae.